Messenger RNA from Striga hermonthica, 1089 nucleotides. NCBI's taxonomy places the organism in Eukaryota, Viridiplantae, Streptophyta, Magnoliopsida, Lamiales, Orobanchaceae. The record is from the annotation of a GenBank genome assembly.
AUGGUCUAUAUUCUGUCGGGUGUUCAUCACAAUUCCCUUCCAAGAACCUGUUCAGCUGAUCCCCACAAUAAUCCCUGCUUCGCUUUCCAUCUUCCCGACCACUUUCAUUUUACGAGGAAGCUUUUUGCUGGAAAGCCUUCUUAUAGUUCCAAGCUCUUAGAUAAGGAGCUUAUGACUUCAAAGGAGAAACAUUACAAUCACAAGCUACUGGUUCAUGCUACUAAACUUGGCAGAUCACCGAGAAAACACACAUCCUUUGGUGGGGCGUGGAAUAAAUAUUCAACUUUAUUGGAUGACCGACCUCAGAAUGCUCAAUCACUUGGUCAUCUGAAACUUAUGCUGAUGUGUGGAUUUUUUACUCUUCAAACUACUCAACAAGCGCUUGCUGGUGCGGAUGUCCGGCAGUCCUUUUCAUUCUUAGGGGAUGUCGGCGAUAUUAGCACAGGUUUUGCUUCAGCAUUCUUGUUGAUAUUUUUCUCCGAACUCGGCGAUAAAACCUUCUUUAUCGCGGCACUCCUAGCAGCUAAAAAUUCUGCUGUUGUCACAUUCAUAGGGACAUUCGGUGCACUAGGGGUAAUGACGAUCAUAUCUGUCAUUGUUGGACGGACAUUUCACUAUGUUGAUGAUAUUCUUCCAUUCAGGUUGGGAGAUGCUGAUUUACCAAUUGAUGAUAUUGCUGCAGUUUGCCUUCUGGUAUAUUUUGGUGUUUCAUCCUUGCUGGAAGCCUCCUCAAGUGAAGGCCUGAAAUUGGAAGAGGAACAAAAGGAGGCAGAGCUUGCAGUUUCAGAGCUUUCAGGAUCAGGUGCGGGCAUUUUGUCUGCUGCUAACACGGUCUUGAGUACUUUUUUGUUGGUUUUUGUUGCUGAGUGGGGUGACAAAUCAUUCUUCUCCACUAUAGCUCUUGCUGCGGCCUCAUCUCCUCUUGGAGUCAUUGCAGGGGCACUUGCUGGUCAUGGAGUCGCAACUUUGCUUGCUGUUUUGGGAGGAUCUUUCAUGGGAACAUACCUCUCUGAGAAGGUUAUUGCAUACAUUGGUGGUGUACUCUUCCUCGUCUUUGCUGCUAUAACAUUAAUUGAAAUCGUGAGCUAG